AUGCAUGAGAUCUGCAACACCUUCCUCCACACUGCUGCGGUUUUUAAUACAGAGGGUAAGACGUUUGUGAAAGAAAGCAUCAAGUGCAUCGCGAGCGGUAUCACCACGAAGGUCUUCCAGACCAUCAAACGCUGUUCCACCUUCCAGAAGAUGAUUGCUGAAGUGCAGGAGGAAUGCUACAAGAAGCUUGACAUCUGCGAAGUGGCCAAAUCCAAUCCUGAGGCCAUUGGGGACGUGGUCCAAGUGCCCAGCCACUUCCCAAACAGGUACUACAGCACACUUCUGCAGAGCUUGAUGGAGUGCGAUGAAGACACCGUGGAGGUGGUGCGAGCCGGGCUGGUGUCCAGACUGGGACCUGACAUGGCCACACUCUUCCAGCUGCUUCAAAACAAGCCCUGUCCACCUGAACCCGCCGCCGCUGGGCCUUCUGGGAUUGAGGGCCACACCAGCUUCCGCUGGCCUCCCAUGUUCAAGAUCCAGCCCAACCUGCGCAACAGGGACCCCACGCACCUCUUCGCCAAGAAACGCUCACUGGAUGGAAGCUCUUAG
Messenger RNA from Cyprinus carpio (common carp), 549 nucleotides. RefSeq names its product stanniocalcin. The record is from RefSeq and is a predicted model, not a curated record. Gene Ontology annotation, cellular component: extracellular region. Gene Ontology annotation, molecular function: hormone activity. Gene Ontology annotation, biological process: intracellular calcium ion homeostasis. NCBI's taxonomy places the organism in Eukaryota, Metazoa, Chordata, Actinopteri, Cypriniformes, Cyprinidae.